This is a messenger RNA of Bactrocera oleae (olive fruit fly), 2241 nucleotides long. The record is from RefSeq and is a predicted model, not a curated record. NCBI's taxonomy places the organism in Eukaryota, Metazoa, Arthropoda, Insecta, Diptera, Tephritidae.
GAGAUCAGCAGCUGACAGCUCUUGACUCGCUAAGCUUAUCAGUGCACUUGCGACAGUCGCGGUGGGUGGAUGCGCAAUAUUUACUGUCAACUUUUUUGAUAGAAACACGUGUCGAGCGAGCUCUUUAUUGCGUGCAUAUGUGUAAAUUCAAUUCAAACUUUGAUCGCGCUUAUCAAAAAUUCAAUGGAAAAUAUCGCUUGUAUGAGAUAUGUACAAUAAUAGUUAUGAUAUAAGUGUUCCAUGGAAUUGUUACUAUAUUUCAGAUAUGUAACCUUCGUAUAAGCGUGUGUGUGUGUCUAGCGGAAAUUCGUUAUAAAAUUGUAAUUGUGUUAUGAUGCGUUUAUGGUAUAUAUAUGUACACAUGCGCGUGUUUCAAUACAUACCCAAAGAUUAGACGUUAAUUUAGUUUUGGAUUCUUGGUAUUUGGCGACAUCAUCCAUCCGUUUCUAAUGCGUCUUCAAAGAAUUGUAUUCAACAGACUUUGAAGUAGUUUGGGAUAUCCCGUAUUGUGCACUUAAAAUCGAUCGAUUCUUCCAAUAUUAUAUCUUUCACUUCACUCUGACGACAAUUUUCGUUAAUAUCACGACCAAAUUUCAAAUAAAAACGGCGAAAUUAAAAAAUAUUCGAAAUGCCGGAAAAUGGUGUUCACGCGCCGGUUGCUGCCGAAAAAGUGAGACCACUCCAAAUUAUGUAAAAUUUCAAAAACAAACCAACUACAAUUGAAACGGAAUGUAUAAUGUUGUAUAAAAUGAAGCAUCAAGCUUAAAGCGAUCUUUUAGAUAACGAACUGUAUAUUCGCAUAAACAAAUAUGCAAAUUUAUUUACUAUGAGUAUAUCUCAAUAAAGACAGACAGCAUUAAGCACUGCAAUAAAAAUAUAUGAAAUGAAAUCAAAAAUAUACAACUAAAUAAGUUAUCAAAAUAAACGAUCGUCAAACACACUAACUAACGAACACACGUAUACAAAUUUAAAAACGAGCAACUCUAUUUCACACAAAAAAUGUUGGCUUCAACGGAACGCCUCGAUUCAACGAUCAGUUCAAAGCACAGUGACUAUGGCAGCACAACGUUAAAAAAUCGCGCUUCCUCAACUAACGGUCAAGAAUCAACAGCUGAUAUACACAUAGCGACCGACGAAGCUGCACUAGUAUCGUGCGAAAAGAACAGCGAUCACAUCAAUAGUGAUCAGUCGGUGGAGCAUUAUCAUUCCAGUGACAGUGCGACAACUAGUGGACCCGAUAUCGCCUAUCAAAGUCGCGCAAACCCGCUUACAACUUACACUUCAAGUCUUUUCGCUGCCGCAAGUAGUGCUUCCUCGCCGUCGCGCUUUCAAACACGCCAAUCCCGCUAUCCGCGUUACGCCUACAGUAAAAUGGAAUCGUACAUCGAUGAGAAGUCCACCGCCUCGAAGCCCAUAUGGAAGACGGCUGCAUUUCAACGUUUCGAAACAUUUCUGUUUAUUUUGAACCAAAUGUGCAUCGGUUUUGUGACCAUCUACAUGAGCUGGCUGUGCAUCAGCAGAGGUUUGAAUAAAACCCCAUUGCAUGCGUGGUUGGUGACACUCGGUUACUCACUGUUGAUGGCCGAAGCGGUGAUGAUACACUACAACGCCAAUCCGCUGACGUCACACUACAAACGGCAUGAGAAGCACACAAUACACUGGGUGCUACAGCUGGCAGGCGGCGGACUGGGCAUGGGCGGUACGCUAUAUAAAUGCAUACAGAAGGGUUUUCUGCUAACGAGCACACACGGCAAGCUGGGUUUCGCCACAUUUAUCCUCUGCUUGGUGUCCUGGUUAAGUGGUUUAACCGCGCUUUAUCAACUCAAAUUGAAGCGCUGUGUUCGUCCAAUAUUUAAUCGCACAUUCCACAACUUGAUCGGAUUCGCUUGCUUCGUACUAGCGCUUACAACACAAUAUUAUGGUUAUCAAACGGGUUUCUUUAAAGCAGUUCACACAGAUGGAUCCACGCUCCACAUUUGUAUGAAAACCAUAACGCUCAUUUCGCUGGUGCUCUCUUGUAUUGGACCAAUUAAGGCGCUGCUGCAGAAGAUCCAGAUCAUUGUAAGAGACUAAUAUUACAUAUAUUUUGUUGACAGUCUUUAUUUGGUUGCCCUUAAACGAUAUAUAAAUGAGAUAGAUAUAGUUUACAAAGUAUAUUCCAAUUUUUCAUAACAUUCUCAUAAAAUUGUAUUUAUUAUUAUCAUUUAAAAUUAAUAUUAAACAAAACCUAAAAAUACUAAA